UUUCUCUGUCACACUCCAUAUCGAUGGAUAAACCGAGUAAUUAUCUAAAUUUACAUCCGGUACCUGAUUCUAGUUUCCAGUUUCCACAAUCAUCAGGAAAUAUAUAUAACAUCUCUCCUUAUUUAAAUGUUGAUCCAACUUACAUUACACAGGGAGGAGGACCAGAAUGGAUAUUUCCUGAAGGUGCCUCGAGGCAACGAGGACGUUUUGAAUUAGCUUUUUCUCAAAUAGGUGGUGCAGUUGCAACAGGUGCUACAAUUGGAGGUAUCCAUGGUUUUUAUACGGGAUGGAAGGAAACUGCAGCAGCAGGAAUGACAAAAAGUAUAAGAAGAACACAAAUGCUUAACUAUAUUACAAAACAAGGAGCUGGUACAGCUAACAGUCUUGGUGUUGUCGCUGUCAUGUACAGUGGAUUUGGUGUGCUGUUUUCAUGGUUGAGAGGAGUAGACGAUGAAUUAAACACAUUAACAGCUGCAACAGCCACUGGAUUACUCUAUAAAUCUUCAGCCGGUUUAAGAAGAUGUGCUUUAGGAGGAACAGUUGGUUUUGGUCUAGCAGCAAUUUUUUGUUUUUGGACAAGUAGAGAUCGACUAAGGCAAAUACUUCAAACACAACCAGCCUAGAUGAAAAUAAGAAAAUGUGUAGUAUAUAAAUAA
Centruroides sculpturatus (bark scorpion) is the source of this 656-nucleotide messenger RNA. RefSeq names its product mitochondrial import inner membrane translocase subunit Tim23-like (gene Tim23). The coding region runs from base 24 to 623 and encodes 199 amino acids. NCBI's taxonomy places the organism in Eukaryota, Metazoa, Arthropoda, Arachnida, Scorpiones, Buthidae. Gene Ontology annotation, molecular function: transmembrane protein transporter activity. Gene Ontology annotation, biological process: protein import into mitochondrial matrix. Gene Ontology annotation, cellular component: mitochondrial inner membrane; TIM23 mitochondrial import inner membrane translocase complex. The record is from RefSeq and is a predicted model, not a curated record. The transcript has 8 exons.